Vitis riparia (riverbank grape) is the source of this 817-nucleotide messenger RNA. RefSeq lists its product as uncharacterized. The record is from RefSeq and is a predicted model, not a curated record. Bases 162 to 521 code for a protein of 119 amino acids. NCBI's taxonomy places the organism in Eukaryota, Viridiplantae, Streptophyta, Magnoliopsida, Vitales, Vitaceae. The transcript is spliced from 2 exons.
CUCAACUGAAGGAAAAGAAAAGAGAGAGAGAGAGAGUGUAUCUGUGAAUCAAGUGUUGAGCUUCUCUCUCUUUCUUUUGUUUUUGCGCCACCACUCACACCAAGAAGCUAAGCUCUUGCCUCUCUACCUUCUGGUUUAAUCAAGUCUACAUAGAGACAGAUAUGGAGGUGGCGAUGGAGAUAGAAGAUGAUUUGUUCUUUCAAGACUUGAGCAAGCAAAUUUCUCUUCUAAUCAUGGACGAUGAUGAAGACCCGGUUGCUCGUUGCCCUUCUGUUUCUCUCCAGGCCUUCUCCAGAGUGAUCCACCCAUCCACACAAUACCCAAUCCUACAUGAUCAAAAUUGCAGAAGAGAGAGCAAAGGCACAGGAGUUUUCAUUCCAAGAUCAUCCCAGCCAAGAAGGAAGAACAGGCAAGGGAGAUUCAACUCAUCCAACACCAAAUCUCAAAGGCAACCUGAUAAUAACACAAGAGGGGUUUCUCAUCUAUCCUACAAAAAUUCUUUUAACCCCAAAAAAUGCUAAGCAGCUACAUAUUGGUUAAUUAGUGAUGAAGUGUAUAAUUUGAAUAAUGAUUCUACUAAUUACUUUGCCAUUGUGUUGAGGCAAAGCCCCUCUUUUUUAUUUCCCCCUUUUAAUCUGUAUGGUGGCCAUGUACAUUAAUUCUGUAUUACUCUACUAUUAAUCCUUGGCUUUGGGGAGGUUUCACCAAAGGUCAUACCUCUCUAGAUAUGGAAAUGUAUGCUGGGUGUUGAGAUUGAUGUAGGAUAAGCUUUGUGUUCAUUUAAUGCCAUAACUUAAAUUAUUUUAUUUUUAUCUUA